UGAUCCACCUAUUUCGACCCGGCACUGUAUCCACUCGGAUCCCUCUCACCUAUUUUGGAAGCCAUGGCCGAGAUCCGGCACUCGGUAGCUAUGGGUACCCGCGCGGGGUCUUCCCCCCUGAAGCGCGACGACACUGUCUCACCUUUCUUCUCCGGCGAAAUGGCCGGCGGAAGCGACGGUGAUGGUCAUCGCCCUUUCUCCCGCGGCCGGGAUCGGUCACGUGAUCGGGAUCAUGACCGCGACAAAGAGCCUCAUCGCUCUUUUCCACUCCACCUCCCGCAUUAUAUCCGCUCUCUCCUCCCACUCGACGACCCUAGGGUUUACUCUCUUUUCUCCUCCCAUCGAUUUCAGCUUGCGUCCUUUGCUCUGCUUCUCCUUCUCGGCCUCCUGUCUCUUCCUUUCAUAUGGACCCGCCUGAAUGCGCCUUACUUGUGCGUUAAGGAAGGAAUUACUCUUCACUGCCCUAUGGCGAGGGAGCCUCCAUCACUUUGGGAAAAUCCACACUCUUCUACAACGUCAUGGAAGCCAUGUGCUGAGCGAAGUAAGAAGCCUAUUUCUGACAUUCCUCCGGAAAAUGAAACUAAUGGCUAUAUAUUCAUUCAUGCGGAGGGUGGUCUAAACCAGCAACGAAUAGCUAUAUGCAAUGCUGUUGCAGUAGCAAAAAUAAUGAAUGCAACUCUCAUUCUACCAGUACUGAAACAAGACCAGAUAUGGAAGGAUCAAACGAAACUUGAACACAUAUUCGACGUAGAUCAUUUCAUUGAUUAUCUUAAGGAUGAUGUACGUAUUGUACGUGAUAUUCCUGAUUGGUUUACCGACAAAGCAGAGCUGUUUACAAGUAUAAGGCGUACUGUGAAAAACAUCCCAAAGUAUGCUCCUGCAAAUUUUUAUAUAGAUAAUGUACUUCCACGGAUUAAGGAGAAGAAAAUUAUGGCUCUCAAGCCCUUUGUCGAUAGGCUUGGGUAUGAUAACGUCCCUCCUGAAAUAAACAGGCUUAGAUGUCGUGUCAAUUACCAUGCAUUGAAAUUUUUACCUGAGAUUGAAGAAAUGGCUGAUCUUCUCGCAUUAAGGAUGAGAAAUCGGACUGGAAGUCCAAACCCUUACAUGGCACUUCAUCUGAGAUUUGAGAAAGGCAUGGUCGGUCUUUCAUUUUGUGAUUUUGUUGGAACAAGAGAGGAAAAGGCCAUGAUGGCAGCUUACAGGCAGAAGGAAUGGCCUAGGAGAUUCAAGAAUGGGUCUCAUCUUUGGCAGCUUGCACUGCAGAAGAGAAAGGAAGGACGCUGCCCUCUUGAGCCUGGGGAGGUAGCUGUUAUUCUACGUGCCAUGGGAUAUCCUAAAGAAACACAGAUUUAUGUUGCAUCGGGUCAAGUGUAUGGCGGGCAGAACCGCAUGGCUCCUCUUAGGAAUACGUUCCCAAAUUUGGUCACAAAGGAGGAACUAGCCAGCACAGAUGAACUCAGUGGUUUCAGGAAGCAUGUGACAAGCUUGGCUGCCCUGGAUUUUCUUGUAUGCCUGAAGUCAGAUGUGUUUGUCAUGACCCAUGGCGGCAACUUUGCGAAGCUGAUCAUCGGUGCUCGGAGGUACAUGGGGCACCGCCUCAAGUCCAUAAAGCCGGACAAGGGGCUCAUGUCGAAAUCCUUUGGCGAUCCUUACAUGGGAUGGGCAUCCUUCGUCGAGGAUGUCAUCAUUACUCACCAGACACGAACCGGUCUCCCUGAAGAAACCUUCCCUAACUAUGAUUUAUGGGAGAAUCCUUUGACACCAUGCAUGUGUAGAGCUUGAUCCCUCCUGCUCUUAAUGGUACACUUCUGCUCUGUACAUUCUUAUUUCAUCCACAUUUUGCUGAUACUUCUUGAGCUUAGCUUUUCUUACUUUUUUUCUUAAUGAUUUUUCUUCGCUUGCUCUCUUUCCCAUUUUUCUUCCUGUACUAAUCUUUUUGAAAACUUUUGCUCCGAGUUUAGACUGAUAUAUUGAUAGAAAAACUUGGUCUUAUGUUUAGGUGCUGAGUUUUGCAGAGU
Phalaenopsis equestris is the source of this 2018-nucleotide messenger RNA. RefSeq lists its product as uncharacterized. Bases 64 to 1782 code for a protein of 572 amino acids. NCBI's taxonomy places the organism in Eukaryota, Viridiplantae, Streptophyta, Magnoliopsida, Asparagales, Orchidaceae. The transcript has 11 exons. The record is from RefSeq and is a predicted model, not a curated record.